CAUUGUUUGAUCGUUGUCUCAGUUCUCGAAUUCUCUCGAAAUCUUUCGUUCUCUCCAGAUUCUUUCAGCGUUCGGAGUGUUAUCAAGUCCACAACAACCCAAGUACAUGGUUGAUUUGGAAAUCCAGGUCCCAACCCCCUUCGACCCUUUCGCCGAGGCCAAAGAAUCGGAUGCCCCCGGGGCAAAGGAGUAUGUCCAUAUCCGCAUCCAGCAAAGGAAUGGGAAGAAGAGCCUGACCACAGUGCAAGGGCUGAAGAAGGAGUUCAGCUACGAGAAAAUCCUCAAAGACCUUAAGAAAGAGUUCUGCUGCAACGGCAAUGUCGUUCAGGACAAAGAGCUUGGCAAAAUAAUACAGCUCCAAGGGGAUCAGCGCAAGAACGUUUCUCAGUUUCUGGUUCAGGUUGGUUUGGUGAGGAAGGACCAAAUCAAGAUUCAUGGUUUUUGAAGACCCUACUCAUAUAUAAUUUUUAUUUGAUAUUAAUUAUUUUUAAGGUUGUGCUCAAUUUAGUCUUGGUGGUUUGAAUUAUUAUUAUUUUUCCAUAGUUGAGUUUUAUGAGUGUUGCUGAAAUAAGUGUGGGUUAAAACAUCCUUUAAUAUUUUGUCCAUGUGUAUAUUCCAUGGAUACAGUUGUUGAACUUCGGUGUAUGUUGGGUGAUUUAUAUAAUAAGAAUGAUAAGAGUGAUGUGUGUUUUCUUCA
This is a messenger RNA of Arachis ipaensis, 697 nucleotides long. Its product is annotated as Translation initiation factor SUI1 family protein. Gene Ontology annotation, biological process: translational initiation. Gene Ontology annotation, molecular function: translation initiation factor activity. NCBI's taxonomy places the organism in Eukaryota, Viridiplantae, Streptophyta, Magnoliopsida, Fabales, Fabaceae. The record is from RefSeq and is a predicted model, not a curated record.